AUGACAGUUCUUAAGUAUGCUUUUAAGUUCGAAGAGCUGGUGAAGUUUUAUCCACACUACAAUGGUGCGGCUUAUGAGGGGUCAAAGUGUAUCAAGUUUGAAAGUGGAUUGCAUUUUGAUAUCAAGCAAGGUUUUAGGAAUGUAACUCUAUCUUUUGUUUCACUUGAUUGUGCUGAGAGGUUGGGUUUAAAGUUGUCUUCUAUGGUUGUGAGUAUGGUUAUUGAUACAACAAUUAAUGAUUUAGUAACUACGUCGUGGGUGUGUUUGAAUUGUCCAUUGCAUAUUUAUGGUAAGAGUUUUGGGAUGGACUUAGUUUGUCUCCCGCUGAAUAAGCUCAAUGUUAUCCUUGGAAUGAACUGGUUUGAGUUCAACCAUGUUCAUAUCAACUGUUUCGACAAGUUAGUGCCAUUCCCAGAGUUUGAUGCAAGUGACGAGUUGUUUGUGUCUAUUAAGAAAGUAGAUGAGUUAAUAAAGGACGAUGCUAAAGUGUUUAUGAUUUUAACUUCGAUGAAGGCUGAAAGAAAAGAUGUGAUUGGUGAAUUACCUAUGGGGAUGUCUGCUUCAGAGUUGAGUGAACUAAAUAAGCAGUUGGAAGAGUUGCUUGAUAAGAAGUUUGUUCGACUGAGUGUUUCACUGUCGGGAGCAUCAAUGUUGCUUAUUGACAAGAAAGAUGGUAGCAUGAGGUUGUGUGUUGAUUAUCAACAACUAAAUAAGGUGAAUAUCAAGAACAAGUAUCCUCUUACGAGAAUCAAUGAUUUUAUGGAUCAGUUGGUUAAUGCUUGA
Molecule: messenger RNA, 783 nt
Organism: Lathyrus oleraceus (garden pea)
Lineage: Eukaryota; Viridiplantae; Streptophyta; Magnoliopsida; Fabales; Fabaceae
Exons: 3
Coding region: 1-783 (260 amino acids)
Source: RefSeq, a predicted model, not a curated record